GCGCGUGAUCAUUGAAACAGAAAGCAUAAACUGAUAUUGGGUGGUUGAUGGCUUUCUCUCUGCCUUCUCCUCCUCCUCUUAAUCUUCCGACCUCAUAUUCUUCAUCCACCGUCAACGGCCAUACCAUCGCCGCCGUCGCCGGCGCAAGAGACGCUAGGAGGAGACUGUCACUCACACGAACAUUUGUCGCAAAAGCUUCAGAAAAGGACGAUGAAACCCCAUCGUUUAAUCCUUUUGGUUUCGUCACAGAUAAUCCGUCAAGCCGGAGCGCCAUUCAACUUCCUGAAGCUCCUGCUGAGGACGGAAACGUCGGCCAGAUGCUCUAUAGAAUUGAAGAUAAGGGAAAGGAAUAUGGUUCUUACAUCAAAUCUGGAGGCUUUAGAUGGUUUGUCAGAGAAACAGGGUCUUCUGAUGCCCGGCUUGGUCCUCGUGGAACUGUUGUUUUCCUCCAUGGUGCUCCAACACAGUCCUACGGUUAUCGAGUUGUGAUGUCACAGAUGGCCGAUGCUGGUUUCCACUGUUUCGCGCCUGAUUGGAUAGGAUUUGGUUUCAGUGACAAGCCACAGCCAGGAUAUGGUUUCGACUACACUGAGAAAGAGUACCAUGAACAACUGGAUAAAUUGCUCGACGCACUGGACAUCAAAUCUCCUUUCUCGCUGGUGGUUCAGGGAUUUCUUGUAGGUUCUUAUGGAUUAACUUGGGCCUUAAAGAACCCCAGCAGGAUAUCGAAACUUGUAAUAAUGAACACUCCUCUGACAACUUCAUCUCCUAUCCCAGGAUUAUUUCAACAGCUCAGAAUUCCGCUGCUUGGUGAAUUCACUUGCCAGAAUGCUAUAAUGGCUGAGCGCUUUAUUGAAGCAGGUAGCGCCUAUGUCCUGAAGGUGGAAAAAGCUGAUGUUUAUCGACUACCAUAUCUGAGAAGCAGUGGCCCUGGAUUUGCUUUGCUUGAAGCUGCCAAAAGAGCCAACUUCAGAGCAACAUCAAGCCAGAUAGCUGAUGGCUUCAAAUCCGAGAGGUGGGAUGCACCAAUAUUAGUUGCAUGGGGUAUGUCCGACAAGUAUCUCCCUCAGUCGAUUGCGGAGGAGUUCCAAAAAGGAAAUCCAACUGCGAUAACUCUCAAGUUAAUCGAAGGGGCUGGUCAUAUGCCUCAAGAAGACUGGCCUGAGAAAGUUAUUGAUGCUCUGAGAUACUUCCUCUGAUUAUGAUACCAUUGUAAGUAUACCUUUGUCUUGUGCCAUAUGGUAUCCUUCUCCUGAUAGUUACUGAAGGUUAAGGAUACUUUCCUCGACUCUGAAUAUGAUUGUAAACCUUCUUUCUCUACUCUAUAAAUACAGAUUAGUGCAUUGUAUAGAAUUUACAUUUAUUAUAUGUAAUGUCUUUUUGCUGAGAAUGGUGAGAACACUUCUGAGGAGUAUUCUCU
Molecule: messenger RNA, 1420 nt
Organism: Cynara cardunculus var. scolymus (artichoke)
Lineage: Eukaryota; Viridiplantae; Streptophyta; Magnoliopsida; Asterales; Asteraceae
Product: haloalkane dehalogenase
Exons: 11
Coding region: 48-1199 (383 amino acids)
Cellular component (GO): chloroplast
Molecular function (GO): catalytic activity
Source: RefSeq, a predicted model, not a curated record